AUGCGUUCUUUCGUCUUCUCCUCGCUUUUGGCUCUCACCUCAGCCCUAUCCGUUGAGGACCUCUACGUCUCCGAGGCCCCCUCCUCCCCUCGCCCCUAUAUCCUCCCUCACUAUGAGAACUCCCAUGCCGUGACGAUCGACUCCCAGCUCUACCGAUUUACCGUCACCGGCCCCUCCUCCGACUAUGCCUUUACCCUGAUGAGCACCAAUGCGCCCUCGAGCAGCUCCCUCGGUGUCCUGCCACACAUUCACCGCACACACUAUGAGAACUUCUUCAGCUUCAAGGGCCGCUUCCAGCUCUGGGCCCAAAAGGGCGAUGGAGAACAAGAAGCUCGUCUCCUCACCCAGGGAGACUAUGGUUCUGUUCCCCGGAACACUACCCACACCUUCCAGAUCCUCGAUCCGGACACCGAGAUGGUGGGAGUGAUUGUUCCUGGUGGAUUCGAGGACCUCUUCUACGCCCUCGGCACCAACUACACCUCCGGAACCGAAACCCCCUACGUACCUGGCUCCGGCAACUCCUCUUCAUCCUCCGCCACCGGCCCCGACAGCAGCACCAUCUCCGGCCUGCAACAAUACGACGUCUACGCCCAGCUCGACUUCACUCCCCGCCGGGACAUCGUCAACGGCUCCGCCCCCUCCGAUUCCGGCUGGCACACCGAGUCCGAUACCCUCGGCGCCGCCGGCAAGCCGUACUUCAUCGCCAACAACUACGGUCCCAAGUACCUCAACUCGCAGUACGGGGCGUACCAGAUCGUGCAGCCAUUGGUGACGGCCACGCAGGCCCAAGAUACGAACUAUACCCUGUCGACGAUCAUCAUGAGUCGGCAGCCGAGCAAUGCGACGGCGCCGACGUGGACGGCGGGCCCGGCAGCGUUUGAGGUGCUGGAGGGUAGCGUGCAGGUGCAGAUUGGGGAGUAUGAGACUGCGAGAGUGGAGAUGGGAGAUGUGGUGUUUGUUCCUAAGGGUGUGACGUAUCGGUAUUGGAAUGAGGGGGCGCAGGCGAAGGUGUUGUAUUGGCGACGCGUCGGUGUGAUGGAAAUCCAGCACGUUGCAGGACCAAGAAUCCCCGGGUGCGGGGGUGGGCUUGGCUGA
This is a messenger RNA of Aspergillus niger, 1095 nucleotides long. RefSeq lists its product as uncharacterized. The transcript is spliced from 3 exons. The record is from RefSeq and is a predicted model, not a curated record. NCBI's taxonomy places the organism in Eukaryota, Fungi, Ascomycota, Eurotiomycetes, Eurotiales, Aspergillaceae. Bases 1 to 1095 code for a protein of 364 amino acids.